AAUGUUCAAUCACGUGCAUCCCAAAUACGGAAGUGGGCUGUCGCUCCGUGGAGCUUGUGGAUCAUGGAUGCAGUUAGCUAGCGAGGCUAAAUCUUCGACUCCAUACAUCAGUGGACUUAACAGUUUAUCCCUCGAUUGUUUUACUCAGAAUGAGCGACGUCUUCGACAGUCAGGAGGCCCGGUCCAGCGGGGAGCUGUGGACCGAGAUCUGCUCCACUCUGCUGGGGCAGCAGCCGGAGGCCGCUCCGGAGGACGAGAGGAACAACAACAUCGAGUUCAACGACUCAUUCCAGCCAGCAGCACCAGUCCCAGGGCAGCUCAAUGGUCACAUCAACGGGACAGGCAUCAGCUCCUCCGAUGCCAAAUGGGAACCCAUGGAGGAUUCUGAGAUCUACAUAGCUAGUUUAGAGAAUCGUCUGAAGAAGUUAAAGGGCCUAACCAGUGAUGUGACCUCCAGGGACAUGUUGCGCUCGUUGUCUCAGGCUAAGAAAGAAUGUUGGGAUAGAUUCCUGCACGACGCCCAGACCUCAGAGCUUUUUCAAGGUGGUGACCUGGAUCAGAAUGCCCUUGAACACUUUAAGAGGUGGUUGGUCCCUGAGAGGGUGGCCAUCAGCGCAGAGGAGCUGGAAUAUCUUCUGAGACCAUCCCAUAAUAAUGAACCAGCCGGACCAAACCAAACACAAAACGCAGAGGAGACAGAGGAAGAGACGCACAACUCUGAGGAAGAUGACGCUCACAGUCCAGAGAAAUGAGUGCGUACAAAACAGAAGAACUAAUCUGGAUCGUAUCAAGUAAGGAUGAGCCUGUGUUAUGUCAUAUUGCUGUUUUUGGCCCAGGCUUUUAUUUUUGGUCAAAGAGGCAAUUACGGACAUUCAUCAUCCUCUGUAUCCCCAGCAACUGUAUUAUUCAGUCAUGUCUUUUCUUUUCUUUUCUAUUCAUCCCUUCGACUUGUAAUCUAGCAGCACAUUUAACAUCUCAUCUGUGUAAUGACUCCUACUCUACUUCUCUACACGAAUAGCUCUUUACCUUAAACAAACAUGCAAACAUUUCAGUAUCAUGUUGUAAAUAAGACUCGUAUGACAGAAGCAGUGCAUUAUCUUCCAGACAAUAUUUUCUGUGUCUAAAAUUCUGACAGCUAAAGUAGGAAUACUCUUGUGAUAUGAUCCUGAAUCUACUGUAACAUAUUGUGUAACAUCUUUAUUUUUGCCAUUGAUUUUACAUAUGACGUUUUACCCAUGCCUCAAUAAAAACAAGUAGAAUUGA
Messenger RNA from Hippoglossus stenolepis (Pacific halibut), 1263 nucleotides. RefSeq names its product coiled-coil domain containing 32 (gene ccdc32). The transcript has 4 exons. Gene Ontology annotation, biological process: cilium organization. The record is from RefSeq and is a predicted model, not a curated record. The coding region runs from base 150 to 752 and encodes 200 amino acids. Lineage: Eukaryota; Metazoa; Chordata; Actinopteri; Pleuronectiformes; Pleuronectidae.